AUGUCAGGCGAGGCUUGGCUCUAUCUGUUGUCGGUGUUGAUUAACGCCGUCAACCUCUUUCUACAAGUUUUCUUCACGAUCAUGUAUAGCGACUUGGAAUGUGACUACAUAAACCCUAUCGACCUGUGCAACCGUCUCAAUGCAUAUAUUAUCCCUGAAGCUGCUGUUCACGCAUUCCUAACAUUCUUGUUUGUUAUCAAUGGCUACUGGCUGGCAAUAAUCCUCAACCUCCCUCUACUGGCAUUCAAUGCAAAGAAGAUAUUCGACAACCAGCAUCUUUUGGAUGCUACUGAGAUUUUCCGAAAGCUCAAUGUCCACAAGAAGGAAUCGUUUAUCAAGCUCGGAUUCCACCUUGUCAUGUUCUUCUUCUACCUGUAUAGCAUGAUCGUUGCUUUGAUUAGGGACGAGUCACAAUGA
This is a messenger RNA of Paracoccidioides brasiliensis Pb18, 417 nucleotides long. Its product is annotated as cornichon family protein. The record is from RefSeq and is a predicted model, not a curated record. Gene Ontology annotation, biological process: endoplasmic reticulum to Golgi vesicle-mediated transport. Gene Ontology annotation, cellular component: COPII-coated ER to Golgi transport vesicle; endoplasmic reticulum membrane. The coding region runs from base 1 to 417 and encodes 138 amino acids. The transcript has 4 exons.